UGCUGAAGACAAUUUUGGACCUCUGCUGUUAGCUCGGAUUGCUCCUAGACAAUAGCACAAGCAUUAUGGGACAUACAAAGAUGCUGAUGAUUAAAGGAUUUCUAUUCUUACUUCUGGUGAUCAACACGGAUGCUGAGACCACAACCCCUGCUGUAAGCACUCCAACCCCUGUCGGAAGCACCACAACCCCUGCUGAAAGCACCACAACUGCUGCUUUAAGUACUACAACCCCUGCCGUAAGCACUACAACCCCUGCUAUAAGCACUACAACCCCUGCCGAAAGCACUACAACUCCUGCUGUAAGCACCACAACCCCUGCUGUAAGCACUCCAACCCCUGCCGGAAGCACCACAACCCCUGCUGAAAGCACCACAUCUACUGCUUUAAGUACUACAACCCCUGCCGUAAGCACUACAACCCCUGCUAUAAGCACUACAACCCCUGCCGAAAGCACUACAACUCCUGCUGUAAGCACCACAACCCCUGCUGUAAGCACUCCAACCCCUGCCGGAAGCACCACAACCCCUGCUGGAAGCACUACAACCCCUGCUGGAAGCACUACAACCCCUGCCGGAAGCACUACAACCCCUGCUGCAAGCACUACAACCACUGCUGUAAGCACCACAACCCCUGCUGUAAGCACUACAACCCCUGCUGGAAGCACUACAACUCCUGCCGGAAGCACCACAACCCCUGCUGUAAGCACUGCAACCCCUGCUGGAAGCACUACAACCCCUGCCGUAAGCACCACAACCCCUGCUGUAAGCACUACAACCCCUGCUGUAAGCACUACAACCCCUGCCGGAAGCACUACAACUCCUGCCGGAAUCACUACAACCCCUGCUGUAAGCACUACAACCCCUGCCGGAAGCACUACAACCCCUGCUGUAAGCACCACAACCCCUGUAGUAAGUACUACAACCCCUACCGAAAGCACUACAACUCCUGCCGGAAGCACUACAGCCACUACCGGAAGCACCACAACCCCUGCUGUAAGCACUCCAACCCCUGCUGGAAGCACUACAACCCCUGCCGGAAGCACUACAACCCCUGCUGUAAGCACUACAACCACUGCUGUAAGCACUACAACCCCUGCCGGAAGCACCACAACCCCUGCUGUAAGCACUACAACCCCUGCUGGAAGCACUACAACUCCUGCCGGAAGCACCACAACCCCUGCCGUAAGCACUACAACCCCUGCUGUAAGCACUACAACCCCUGCCGGAAGCACUACAACCCCUGCUGUAAGCACCACAACCCCUGCAGUAAGUACUACAACCCCUACCGAAAGCACUACAACUCCUACCGUAAGCACUACAACCCCUGCAGUAAGCACUACAACACCUGCCGGAAGCACUACAACUCCUGCCGGAAGCACCACAACCCCUGCAGUAAGCACUACAACCCCUGCUGGAAGCACUACAACCCCUGCUGGAAGCACUACAACCCCUGCCGGAAGCACUACAACCCCUGCUGUAAGCACUACAACCACUGCUGUAAGCACUACAACCCCUGCCGGAAGCACCACAACCCCUGCUGUAAGCACUACAACCCCUGCUGGAAGCACUACAACUCCUGCCGGAAGCACCACAACCCCUGCCGUAAGCACUACAACCCCUGCUGUAAGCACUACAACCCCUGCCGGAAGCACCACAACCCCUGCAGUAAGUACUACAACCCCUACCGAAAGCACUACAACUCCUGCCGUAAGCACUACAACUCCUGCCGGAAGCACUACAACCCCUGCCGGAAGCACCACAACCCCUGCUGGAAGCACUACAACCCCUGCUGGAAGCACCACAACCCCUGGUGGAAGCACCACAACCCCUGCCGGAAGCACUACAACCCCUGCUGGAAGCACUACAACCCCUGGUGGAAGCACCACAACCCCUGCUGGAAGCACCACACCUAACACUGGAAGCACUACACCCCCUGCCGGAAGCACUACAACCCCUGCUGGAAGCACUACAACCCCUGCCGGAAGCACCACAACCCCUGCCGGAAGCACUACAACCCCUGCCGGAAGCACUACAACCCCUGCUGGAAGCACUACAACCCCUGGUGGAAGCACCACAACCCCUGCUGGAAGCACCACACCUAACACUGGAAGCACUACACCCCCUGCCGGAAGCACUACAACCCCUGCUGGAAGCACUACAACCCCUGCCGGAAGCACCACAACCCCUGGUGGAAGCACCACAACCCCUGCUGGAAGCACCACACCUAACACUGGAAGCACUACACCCCCUGCCGGAAGCACUACAACCCCUGCUGGAAGCACUACAACCCCUGCCGGAAGCACCACAACCCCUGCCGGAAGCACUACAACCCCUGCCGGAAGCACUACAACCCCUGCUGGAAGCACUACAACCCCUGGUGGAAGCACCACAACCCCUUCUGGAAGCACCACACCUAACACUGGAAGCACUACACCCCCUGCCGGAAGCACUACAACCCCUGCUGGAAGCACUACAACCCCUGCCGGAAGCACCACAACCCCUGCCGGAAGCACUACAACCCCUGCCGGAAGCACCACAACCCCUGCUGGAAGCACUACAACCCCUCCUGGAAGCACCACAACCCCUGCUGGAAGCACCACAACCCCUGCCGGAAGCACUACAACCCCUGCUGGAAGCACCACAACCCCUGCCGGAAGUACCACAACCCCUAAUGGAGUGACCUCAACCCCUGGUGGGAGCGCCACAACCACAAUUUCUGGUGGAGAUGCCCUAGCACUAAACACUGGUAUACAAGAUAAUUUCUGGAAGAUUAUCCUCAUAUGUUUGGGAUCCAUUCUAGCCUUUGCACUGUUUGCUUUUGCUGUAUUUAAGUGGUUAAAACCAACGUGUGCCACAAGCACUUCAUCUUCUUAUUGCCCAAACCGUGCCAACCGAGAGGCAUGUGUAUCUAACCGAAGAGAGGGGGAAUACCACACAAAUUAUCCUUUCUCAAUGCACAACAAUAUGGAGAUGGGUGGCGUAUCUAAUAUGGGUGGUCAAUAUGAUGUGAACCCAGUAAUAUGUCAAAACGAUUAGGAGGUUCCUUUUUUUCUAUAAUUUAUAAUAUUUUAGGACAGUAUUUUACAGCCCAACUGAAUUAUGGUCCUGUAUUGAUUAUGUUAUGAACUGCAAUUCUGAUGCCAUAAUUUGCAGUCAUGUUUAAUUACACUGUGCAACUGCUAGAGCAGGGAAGUAAAGAUGUAAAGUCUCAUACAACAAACAGCAGACCACAUGUGGCACUAAAUUCUUGCUGCAUAAUUUUAUUAAUGGGUACAUCACAAGUGAUGUCUCCCUUUAAAAAUUAAGUAUAUUUAAAUGGAGGCUCUUAGUACAAUAUUUCUCUGAACAUCUAUUUCACUAACUUCAGCUGAGCUUUAGGUAAUAGGUGCCUAUUAUUUUUUAUAAACAAACAUUUAAAAGCCACAGUUUAUAGUCACACGGUAAUAGAGAGAUAUACCCAGAAUUGCCAAAUGUGUAAGGCAGGCCAUACAUUAUGCAAGUUUCAUUCCUUCAACUAUGGUUUAAAGGAAACAAAAUUGUUUGAUUACCCCAUUAACACAGUCAGUGUUUAUGGGGGAAUCCCUCCUGUUGAGCUAUUGU
Molecule: messenger RNA, 3599 nt
Organism: Rana temporaria (common frog)
Lineage: Eukaryota; Metazoa; Chordata; Amphibia; Anura; Ranidae
Product: mucin-2-like
Exons: 4
Coding region: 66-3035 (989 amino acids)
Source: RefSeq, a predicted model, not a curated record